Xenopus laevis (African clawed frog) is the source of this 2171-nucleotide messenger RNA. RefSeq names its product solute carrier family 22 member 15 L homeolog (gene slc22a15.L). Gene Ontology annotation, cellular component: membrane. Gene Ontology annotation, biological process: transmembrane transport. The record is from RefSeq and is marked provisional. Gene Ontology annotation, molecular function: transmembrane transporter activity. NCBI's taxonomy places the organism in Eukaryota, Metazoa, Chordata, Amphibia, Anura, Pipidae.
GGACAGUGAGUGGCUGCCGGCUGAGUGAGAGAGUCGGCUCUGUGGGAUGAGAGUGCGGGUGGGUUGCAGACAGACGGACACGUCACACACACAUGGAGGUGGAGGGGGCGCUGAAGCUGGUGGGGGAGAUGGGCGUGUAUCAGAUCUACCUCUCCUUCCUAUUGGCUGUGCUGCUGCAGCUUUAUUCUGCAACAGAAGCAAUCCUUAUAACCAUACUUGGGGUGACCCCCCCAUACCACUGGGUGAAUGACAGUUUCGUAGCCAAUGGGAGUCAGAGGAACGAGUAUGGGGGGCAAUUACCUGCAGAGGGACAACAUCAAUAUCUGGUCUUUGAUGGAAACUUCACCUCCAUUGUUUCAGAGUGGUUCCUAGUGGGAGGGGCCGCGUACGAGGUCGGUGUCUCCAGCUCGGUGUAUUUCGGAGGAGUUCUCAUCGGGGUGAUCUGCUUCGGGCAACUGUCGGACCGGUUUGGCAGGAAGCCUGUGUAUGUGACGGGUCUGGCUCUAGAGGUGACGUUUGCGGUGAUGAACGCACUGACCCCCAUAUUCUCUAUGUUUCUGAUCACGAGGUUCCUCGUUGGCGUCAUGAAUGGGGGAAUGUCGCUCGUGGCUUUUGUGUUGCUCAAUGAGUGUAUUGGCUCCUCCUACUGGGCAAUUGCUGGCUCACUGGGUUCGAUGUGCUUUGCUGUGGGCAUUGCCCAGUUUGCCCUGAUUGGCUAUUUUAUCCGCUCCUGGAGGCUCCUGGCUGUGCUGGUGAAUGUACAAGGGGCAGGAGUGCUGGCGCUGUCACUUUGUAUCCCCGAGUCCCCCCGCUGGUUAUACGCUCAGGGGCGUCUGCACGAGGCACAGGAAUCAUUAGUCUCUCUGGGACGUCGGAACCGCAAGAAGUUCACUUCAUUCACACUCCGCCCACGGCAGAAAGACUCCACCCACAGCGCCAACAUCAUCACCAUAUACAGUAAUAGCAUCCUGCGGCAUCGCACACUCGUCAUGAUGUGGGUCUGGUUUGUGUGCAGCCUGGUCUAUUAUGGGCUCACGCUCAGCUCAGGGGACCUGGGAGGGGACAUCUACCUGAAUCUGGCGCUGUCUGGCCUGGCCGAACUCCCCGCGUACCCCCUGUGUAUGUACCUCAUCAACCACAAGAGAGUUGGCCGCCGGAGGUCUCUGGCCGGAUUCCUGUUCCUCGGGGGCGGAUCUUGUCUGCUCAUUAUGUUGGUUCCUGGGAAGGAAGGUUCGGGGCCCCUCUCGGUACUGAACAGCCAGACCCUGUCUCUCCUGGGGAAGCUGAACAUCAGCGCCUCCUUCAACAUUGUCUAUAUUUAUAGCUCGGAGCUGUAUCCCACCUGUGUCAGGAACCUGGGGAUGGGCGUCUGCUCCAUGUUCUCUCGCAUUGGGGGGAUCAUCGCCCCAUUUAUCCCAGCGCUGCGUUCAGUGCACUGGGCCCUCCCAUUCAUUGUGUUUGGUGCUGCGGGUGUCUCGGCCGGGCUCCUCAGCCUCUUCUUACCCGAAACCCUAAAUGUUCCCCUCCCAGAGACCCUGGGGGACCUGCAAGUGACCUCAUACCGACGCCUGGAAACAAAUGGGGAGCUGAUGCUGCACCGUCACGAGGAGCCUGGAGCCUUCACCAAUGGGAGCAGUGAGGAGGAGGAGGAGGAGCUUGAUGUAAUGAUGGAGAGCCAAUCUCUGCUCUGAGCAGCAAGUGGAAUUUGAGGAACAUCCCUGAAACGGCAUCCCAUGGUGCUCUGGGGCAGGGCAUAGUGUAGGCAGUGCCAGGGGAAGACGAGUGUCUGGGGCGGGUCCCAAUGGACAGGGAGGAGCCGGAGUCAUGGCAACGACACAUUGUAUAAGCCAAUGUCUGAUGGAAUAAACCAUUGGAGAUGUGGGGGGGGGGAGCCAGAGAGACUCAGGGGUUCAGUGCAAUAGACAAGAAUUUAUUUGGGCUUUAUAUUGGGGGGCUCCGGGAUUAUAGGGCCCAGGGCACAAGCAAUAUUAAUAGAUCCUGCUGGGCGGGACUUCUGUCUGGUUCUGUGUGUCUGUACUUGUGGGGUUCAGGCACCAGACUUCACUGUCGCACAUCAGGGACCCCCAUAUACUGCAACUGUCACACCUGAACUGGGGGGUCCCACCCACAACACAUGGGGGAUGAGAAUAAUAAAAUACCAAUUUGUAAUA